GCGGCGAUGGCGGCUUGAAUUAUUCGACGAUGAAGCAGUUAUUUCAAAGGCAGUUUAUCUGUCGAUUAGUUACUCGGCAUUUUCGAGCUCUACACAGUCAGAGUGCAAAAGUGGCGUCUCGCAAUUUGACAGAAGAUUUGGGAACUGGAACAUCAGCAACAUUAGUGAACAACAGUGAGGCAUAUUUCACCAAAAGUUUUCCUCUAUUUGCCACUGUUCCCUUUUUACUUCAGAGACCAAAUUCAUAUAUUCUAAACAUAACCAGUGAUGGGAGAGUUUUCCCAGAUGGAAACCCUGGAUGUGAUGCAAUAUUGCCUGAGAUUCCAAAGGAAAGAAUUGGAGAGUUGAUUUUUCCACAUCAUUCAAGGAUCAUCAGAACAAUCAUCAGGGAUCAUGACACACAUGAACUUACAAUUGGUGAUGACACACAAAAUACCAAAACCUUACAGUGCAAGAGAUUUAAGGGCAUUCGUAAGAUACGUCGUAAGAAGAUGAAUAAGCACAAGUACAGAAAAAGAAGGAAGCGAGACUUAUUCAAACGUAGGCACAUAAAAGUUUUUAGGGAAAAAAGGAAAGAAAAAAGGAAGGAAGAAGAGCAGAAGGCUGAGCUGGAGGAGGCCCAGGAACUCAACAAGAAUGAAGACAUCAUUUAAAUUAAGCACUCAAGCCUAAAAUUAUUUUCUUUGAAAUAAUUUCUUGCACUGGUUAUUUAGAAAAUGUUUGUCAUUUCAAACUCCAGAGGAUGGAAUCUGAUUUUCUUUUCUUAUGAAUUUGUAUUUCUGUUUGCUCUGAUUUUGAUUGGUAUCUGUGCAAUAAAAGUUUAAGAAGAAA
Messenger RNA from Pocillopora verrucosa, 831 nucleotides. RefSeq lists its product as uncharacterized. The record is from RefSeq and is a predicted model, not a curated record. NCBI's taxonomy places the organism in Eukaryota, Metazoa, Cnidaria, Anthozoa, Scleractinia, Pocilloporidae.